Danaus plexippus (monarch butterfly) is the source of this 2419-nucleotide messenger RNA. RefSeq lists its product as uncharacterized. The transcript has 11 exons. Lineage: Eukaryota; Metazoa; Arthropoda; Insecta; Lepidoptera; Nymphalidae. Bases 256 to 1671 code for a protein of 471 amino acids. The record is from RefSeq and is a predicted model, not a curated record.
AUUGUCAGUUACAUUUUCGCUACUAUGCUUGAGACAUGUGGCUAGUAUGAAAGCAAUUAUUUCGUACAUAAUAUCGGCGCUUUGUGUUUUUAUUACUGAAAAUAUACUUUAAAUAUCAAAAUUUUAUAUUAGAAAAGGAACGUCUAAGAUGUGGAGUGAAUAAACUGUGCCUUUGUAGUUAUAUUAAAAAGUUCAGCAUUCAGAGUUCUAAGAAAUUUGGAUUUUAUCAUCUUUGGAAUUGGAUGUGCAUUCAAAAUGUGGAUCCUAGUGGCGCUGGGUGUGGUGACCGGCGCUUCGGUGGUACGUUCAGCCGGCUACUGCUCCACAAAUACCUUCCCCACGAACACAUCCUCGAUGCACUUCAGCAAAGAACCAGUGCCUUAUGAAUACGGCUUCCAGGACAAGUUUAAGAGCAUACACUGCUGCGUCAAAGGAUACAGGAGCAUCGAAUGGUUCAAAGACGGUGUGGCGUACCCGUGGUCAGCGGGAGUGUCCAACCUGAUACUGUAUCCCGAGGCAGCCAAUCAGACGCUGUACACCAGACGGGCAGCGAGAUCCGACUCGGGGAACUACACGUGCAAACUGAGCAACGAAACCCACAGCGAAACACAUACAGUCCGAUUGAAUAUUUUAGAAAAGCCUACGGACGCGCCUAAAACGAUGUUCAUAUCGAAAGACCAGUGGGUGGAAGAAGACAGCGAGCUGCGUUUGUUCUGCGAGGCUCUCAUCGGUCGUCCAUAUUUAGCGGAUGCUGUGCGCGAUCUUCGUUGGAGGAAGGUUUGGCCGAAUGGUACCGAGGGAGAUUUAUCUCCAACUCAGACCGAAAUCAAAACAACGAGGGAGGACGUGGAGGAUAUCAUCGGCUCCUACCUCACCAUCUCCCGGGUGUCGGCGCAUGAUUACGGAACAUACGUGUGUGUGGUUCACAGUAACGACGUGGUCGCCAGGAACUACGUUACAGUACACUAUAAAUACGCCGGGGGGUCGGGGUGGUGCGGCGGGCCGGGGGUGCCGUGGCGCGCGGUGGCGGCGGGCGGUGCUGCCGGCGCGCUGCUGCUGCUGUCCGGGCUGGUGCUGCACCGGCGCUGCACACCCACGCUGCUGCUAGCCGCGAGACACGCGCGGGCCAGGGCUGCCACCGCCGCGCAUAGAGCGAGAGUUCUGGAGAAGGAGUUCGACGUGCUCGUCUGUUGGACCGCCGUGGACGGGGAGCUGGUCCGCGGCGCGCUGCUGCCGACCCUCGCGCUCAAAUACAAGUACAGAGUACACACGGCGCCGCUCUCCACCACGCCCGACAACUGGUACAGUUCCCUGGUGUGUGAGGUGUCCCGCUGUCGCUCGCUGGUGGCGGUGCUGUCUCCGUGUCAGUACUCCCCUCAACAACUGCUGACGGCUCUCAGACAGCUGCGAGCGCUGCCCGUGCCGCCUGUCGUGGUUCUUCUACAGGACCUGCCCAAGCUGAAGCGCGAGGCGAAAGAGAGCGGAGAGAGUCUGGUGGAAGUGCUGCGAAGGACGCGCCUCGUCGCCUGGAGACACGUGCACGAGCGAGCCUUCUGGACGCAGCUGCGACUGGCCCUGCCUCUCCCGCCGCCGAGGACGCAGGAAAAGCACGUUGUCGAGACCGAGGAGAGCAAAAACUCCCGUUCGGGGAGUCUGACCGCGCUCGUGUGAGUCCGGAGUCCGCCGCACGCUGGACUUGACGAAGUCUGCGGACACACAGACUGCAUCGUGUAGUGUAGUGUUGAUGGACGCUCAGUGUAGACCGGCCUUACCUCACGAACAUUAACUGGAGCGCCCGAGCUCGACGUUACACCUGCACGUAGCCCUCGAUAACACGGAAUCUGUAUAGCUCUAAGAUCUCAGUAUCUCCCUCGUCUGAUCUACUUAAAGUUAAUUUCUCUUUAACGUGCCAAAGGGGGAUUGUUAACAUGACAAUUAAUAUUGAAACGUUUCGGUUCUAUUGUAUUUAUUCUAAUUUAUGUCUAGAUGUAUAUGUCGUUGUCCUCUGGCAAUAUGUAUGCGACUGUCCUUCCUCUAAAUCUAUCUCUAAUUAGUUUUAUGUUUGAAAUUGUCUAAAUUACACAAACGAUGUCGUGACGAUUUUGUGGUCUGUGAUAAAAGAUUUUGUGACGCGGUUGACGCACCCGUGAAGUGACUUAGAGAUCAUAACUGUUUAGAUAAAAUGAAUUAUAGUGAGUAAGGAUCAUGUAGCCGCUGUAAGAGUUAUUUUUCUAAUGUGGUCUGUAUAUUAAUAAGUAUUUAAAAUCAGAUAUUGUAUAUUGUAUAUCUCUUGUAGUAAGAUGUACUCAUUACAUUCCACAAUUAUUAUUAUUAUUAUUUUUUUUUUGUUAGAAAUAAGUUGGAAAUAUGAAGCGAAAAUUAAUAAUAAAACGAAAAAAAUAAAGAAGUAAACGACUGC